AUGCUCAACGCCACGAAUUUCUACUUGCGGAAGACAUGGAUCUGCUACCAGUGUGGGCUCAAGGUUAGCGAGGUAUGGAGCAUAUCUUCCUAUGAGUUUAAAGAUCUGGACGACAGUUCAAACGGGAGCAGUUCAGUGACAACGGACAUGUAUUCGCCGGAAACGUCAGAUUCAAAUGAGCGAAAGCUUAAAUGUGAAAUAUGUGGCAACGAAUACGCGUGGCUGAGCAGCUUACGUCGUCACCAAUUGCAAUGCGUCCCGAGACUGAUCGUGAAGGACAUAGAGCAACUGACAUAUACGAAGAAGCCAGUGAUUUACAAGUGCCCGAGAUGCAGCAAGAGUUAUCAGUUGGAAACGUCCUUACGAAGACACCAGAGGUUGGAGUGCGGCGUCGAGCCUAAGCACGAGUGCCUGUUAUGUGGUCUUCUGGCGCAGAUGCUAAUGCAGGACAACAGCGAAUGGAGUCAUCGUGGAGCGAGUGGAUCGACGUACAAGAUGGAUUCGCUCAGAGGUGAACGAAAGAAGAGUACGGGCGAUUCCAAGUACGAGUGUAACAGAUGCGGAAAAUCGUACAAGGCCAUGACAUCUUUGAGUCGACACAAGCGGCUUGAGUGUGGUGUCGUACCUUGUGAGGUAUGUCCCAUAUGCGGCCGCAGAUUCAAGCACAGAUUCGUUCUGAACGCCCACAUUGUCGGUUGCGAGAGGAGAAUGAAUCAAACGAUACAGAAGAAGGACGAUGAUUAA
Vollenhovia emeryi is the source of this 744-nucleotide messenger RNA. Its product is annotated as zinc finger protein 2-like. Gene Ontology annotation, cellular component: nucleus. Gene Ontology annotation, biological process: regulation of transcription by RNA polymerase II. NCBI's taxonomy places the organism in Eukaryota, Metazoa, Arthropoda, Insecta, Hymenoptera, Formicidae. The coding region runs from base 1 to 744 and encodes 247 amino acids. The record is from RefSeq and is a predicted model, not a curated record. The transcript has 5 exons. Gene Ontology annotation, molecular function: DNA-binding transcription factor activity, RNA polymerase II-specific; RNA polymerase II transcription regulatory region sequence-specific DNA binding.